This is a messenger RNA of Pocillopora verrucosa, 2248 nucleotides long. The record is from RefSeq and is a predicted model, not a curated record. NCBI's taxonomy places the organism in Eukaryota, Metazoa, Cnidaria, Anthozoa, Scleractinia, Pocilloporidae.
GUUUUAUUUCCAUUUAAAAGUUGUAUACACUUCUAAAGCCUUCAUUAUUUAUCCGGCUGCGCUGGAAGAAUCAGCAAGAUGCCAACCGCAGGCAAGGACAUUAUUGGCUUGUGGCUUAUCGUGUUGGCUGCAAUGAAUCUUUCUCAAGCCGCCUCAUCCGAUUGUGAGAAUCCUCCAUUAGAUAUAUCUAUCGUGAUCGAUCAAACAAAGAGCGUAGGAGCGGACAACUAUGACGCCAUGUUGGACUCGGUCAUGGCACUCAUUUCGCAGUAUGAUAUCGGUGAAGACAAGACACACUUCUCCAUCGUAACUUAUGCAAAAGGCGCAAAAGUUCGUGUCAGCUUUGACAACCUAAAACAUCAAAAUAAAGCGGCCCUUCGUGCACUGAUUGAAAAAAUGAAGAAGAAGGACAAGUUGGGGAACCCGACGAGGACUGACAACGCCUUGAAAGUGGUCGGCGAGGACGUUUUCAACGAAAAGAAUGGAGAUCGACCGGAAUCACCGAACGUCAUGAUCAUCUUCACUGAUGGAGGAACACAUAAGAGUUCUAAGCCUUACAGUACCGUGCUACCAACUCUUGAGGAAAAAGGAGUACAUCGCGUGGCUGUGGGAAUAGGUAAAAAAAUUAAGCAGGCAGAGCUUAUAACUAUUGCUGGAGACGAGAAUCGAGUGGUUAAUGCCAAAAAUGUUGAAGACUUGAACAACCAGUUGGACGAUAUUCGCAAGGCUACUUGUAACAUUGAUGGAGGAUAUACCGAGUGGUCUGAGUGGAGUGAAUGCACAGCAACUUGUGGUGGAGGAAGUCGUUCUCAUUCAAGAACCUGCACCAACCCGUCACCGAAAAACAAAGGAAAAACUUGUAUUGAACAGGAUUUGGGUCCUGAUAUGGAAUCCGAACAAUGUAACACCCGAGACUGUCCCAUACCUGGUGGUUACACUGGUUGGUCCGAAUGGGGAGAAUGUAGCGUGACAUGUGGUGGAGGAGUUCAGACACGAAAACGGACUUGUACCAAUCCCCCGCCGUCUGGUGGUGGGCCAACAUGUAUUGAGAUAAAUCUGGGACCAGCAGAGGAACAAAAGGAAUGCAACUCACAAGAUUGCGACAUUGAUGGAGGAUAUACCGAGUGGUCUGAGUGGAGUGAAUGUACAGCAACUUGUGGUGGGGGAAGUCGUUCUCAUUCAAGAACCUGCACCAACCCGUCACCAAAAAAUAAAGGAAAAACUUGCAUUGAACAGGAUCUGGGUCCUAAUAUGGAAUCUGAAGAAUGUAACACCCAAGACUGUCCCAUACCUGGUGGUUACACUGAUUGGUCCGAAUGGGGAGAAUGUAGCGUGACGUGUGGUGGAGGAGUUCAGACACGAAAACGGACUUGUACCAAUCCCCCGCCGUCUGGUGGUGGGCCAACAUGUAUUGAGCAAAAUCUGGGACCAGCAGAGGAACAAAAGGAAUGCAACUCACAAGAUUGCGGUGAAGAUGGCAACUGGUCUCCCUGGGGUGCCCCUGGUCCUUGUGAUAAGACCUGUGGGGGAGGUACUCGAGUGAGAAAAAGAACAUGCACCGACCCACCUCCAUCUGGGGACGGUAAAGAUUGUGCAGGAAGCAGUACAAAAGAUGAGCCGUGCAACACACAAGCAUGCCCAACUUCACCUCCACCUCCACCUCCACCCAAACCUUGCAAGGAACAUCUCGACGUUGGUGUCAUAGUCGAUUCCUCCAACAGCAUCAGUUCUGUUGAUUACAAUAUAGCACGUGAUUACUUAGUUCGACUGGCUCAAAGACUAGAGGUUUCCGAAGCCGGAACACAUAUGGCGAUCCUUCUCUACAGUUGGGAAGCACAUCUCUGGCACAGAUUUACCAAUCCGCAAAAUAUUAAUGCACUUACAGCCAAAGCCAGAAGCUUGCCGCAUAUUCGAGGCGGAACAAGAACAGACAGAGCUCUAGAACUAGCUGCGGAGGAGUUUUUUGGUUGGGACAAUAGUGGAGACAGACCCGAUAAACCAAAUGUGCUACUUGUGCUGACUGAUGGUGACACAAACGAAGGGAGUAAGCCAUUCAGUCAAGUUACUCCACCUCUAAAUGAUGCAAGCGUAAGGAGAAUUGCUGUCGGAAUUGGAAGUGGAAUAGAUAUCUCGGAGCUUCAACAAAUUGCUAGCGCCAAUCAUGAUGUAAUACAGGUUAAUGGGUACCAGCAGUUAAUCCCCAGACUAGAGUCCAUAAUGACCAAGGCUUGUGAAGAUCAGUAUCCAG